Messenger RNA from Juglans microcarpa x Juglans regia, 2981 nucleotides. Its product is annotated as origin of replication complex subunit 1B-like. The record is from RefSeq and is a predicted model, not a curated record. NCBI's taxonomy places the organism in Eukaryota, Viridiplantae, Streptophyta, Magnoliopsida, Fagales, Juglandaceae. Gene Ontology annotation, cellular component: nuclear origin of replication recognition complex. Gene Ontology annotation, molecular function: ATP hydrolysis activity; DNA replication origin binding; chromatin binding. The transcript is spliced from 16 exons. Bases 118 to 2730 code for a protein of 870 amino acids. Gene Ontology annotation, biological process: DNA replication initiation; mitotic DNA replication checkpoint signaling.
CCCGAAAAUGGGAGGGAACAUUUCCCGCCAACCUUCUCUCUCUAGAAAACUCUCCCUCUCUCAAACCCUAGCACCAUCACCUCGACACCCACCUCCACUGCACUCUUCUGCACAUCCAUGGCGGAGACCCCAAAGAAACCCCUCCGUUCCCCGAGAAAAUCUAAACUCCAAUCCCAAUUCAACUCCAAACCCUCACCUUCUCUCACCCCCGUGACCCCGCGAAACCUAUCCCCUCGCAGAUCCACCCGGCGAACCUCUCUACAUUUCAGUCCGAACACUCCCCACAAACUCAUCAAACGUACUGAAAUUUCCAAUGAAGACUCCGCAAGAACCCCAAGAAAUGUUAACAACAUCGCGGACAGAUCUGCUCCGAUCAAUAAAGCCGAAGAACUGGGUGCAUAUUCCCCCAGAAAUGCGAACUUGGUUAAAGCACCGACGUCCGCGAAAAGAAGUGGAAAAUCGAGACGCAAAGAUGGUGGAGAUUUCGUCGAAGUUGAUGUAUCGUUCUCGCCGGUGUCACCAGACCAGUCGGAGUCGACUAGGAGGAAGAGGAAGAGGGGGGGCGAGAGGGAGGUGGUCACGAGAGCAAUGGCUUCUUUGAAGUCCGAGAUGAAGAGCGACUCGGUACCGCCACGGAGGCGGGCCAAGAGGCGGGUGUAUUAUAAGAAAGUGGUGUAUGAUGGGGGCGAAUUUGAGGUGGGGGAUGAUGUGUACGUAAAGAGGAGGGAGGGAGCAAACUCGGAUGAUGAGGAGCCGGAAAUGGAAGAGUGUAGGGUGUGCUUUAAGACCGGCAGAGCUUUGAUGAUUGAGUGCGAUGAUUGUUUAGGUGGGUUUCAUUUGAAGUGCUUGAAGCCACCAUUGAAGGAGGUGCCCGAAGGGGAUUGGAUAUGCGGGUUUUGCAGGACUCGCAAAUCAGGCAAAGACGUUGAGAUGCCAGUACCGCCAGAGGGGAAGAAGCGGGUGAGAACAAUGAGAGAGAAGCUGCUUUCGAGUGAUUUGUGGGCUGCCCGUAUAGAGAGCAUAUGGAAAGACGUGGAUGGUAGCUUUUGUUGCCAGGUGCGUUGGUAUAUGAUCCCGGAAGAGACUGCAGCUGGAAGACAACCUCAUAAUUUGAGGAGGGAGCUUUAUCGGACGAAUGAUUUUGCUGACAUUGAGAUGGAAUCUAUUCUUAGACAGUGCUCUAUCAUGAAUCCUAAAGAAUAUGCCAAGGCCAAUAAUGAAGGGGAUGACGUUUUCCUAUGUGAAUAUGAAUACAACAUUCAUUGGCACAGUUUCAAGUGUCUUGCUGAUAUUGAUAAUGGUGAAGAGGAUGGCGAAGAAGCUGACAGUGAUGAAGAUUGGAAACUGUGCAAAGAUUCAGAUUCUGGUACUGAUGAAGACAUUGAAUAUGAGGAGGAGAACUUAAAGAAUUUACUAAACAAACUAUCCCCGCCUCACGUGUUGGCUGCAAACUCGAGGAAGGGGCAAUUCUUUGGGCUUCAAAAGAUAGGGACCAAGAAAAUCCCAGAGCAUGUAAGAUGCCACAAGCAGACUGAACUUGAACGAGCAAAGGCAACACUUUUGUUGGCAUCAUUGCCCAAAUCUCUACCUUGCCGGAACAAAGAAAUGGAGGAGAUAACUACAUUCAUUAAAGGUGCUAUUUGUGAUGAUCAAUGUUUGGGACGUUGCCUCUACAUACAUGGUGUUCCUGGAACUGGCAAGACAAUGAGUGUAUUAGCAGUAAUGAGGAGUUUGAGGUCCGAAGUUGAUGCAGGAAGUGUGAGACCCUACUGUUUUGUGGAUAUUAAUGGUCUAAAGCUGCCAUCCCCAGAGACUAUAUACAGGGUUAUAUAUGAAGCGUUGAGUGGGCACAGAGUCAGUUGGAAAAAGGCUCUCCAGUCGCUCAAUGAACGAUUUUCGGAUGGAAAGAAAAUUGGAAAAGAAGAUGACCGACCUUGUAUUCUGCUCAUUGAUGAACUUGAUCUUCUUGUAACCAGAAAUCAGUCGGUUUUAUACAACAUCCUUGAUUGGCCUACUAAACCACAUUCCAAAUUGAUUGUGAUAGGGAUAGCAAAUACCAUGGAUCUUCCUGAAAAGUUGCUUCCUCGUAUUUCAAGCCGUAUGGGUAUCCAAAGGCUUUGCUUUGGCCCCUAUAACCAUCAGCAACUUCAAGAAAUUAUUUCCAGUCGCCUUAAGGGUAUUGAUGCAUUUGAAAAACAAGCAAUAGAAUUUGCAUCAAGAAAGGUUGCAGCAAUUUCAGGAGAUGCGCGUCGUGCUCUGGAGAUAUGCAGGCGUGCAGCAGAAAUAAAAGAUUAUCAUAUCAAGAACCUAAUCUCAACUAAUAAUUCCAUUUCUUCAGGAAAAUCACUCGUUGGCAUGGCUGAGGUUGAAGCAGCUAUCCAGGAGAUGUUCCAGGCUCCUCAUAUUCAGGUAAUGAAGAGUAGUUCCAAACUGAGUAAAAUUUUUUUGACAGCUUUGGUGCAUGAGCUUUAUAAAACAGGAAUGGGCGAAACUACCUUUGAAAAGUUGGCAAUGACUGUAUCAUGUCUCUGUACAAGCAAUGGAGAAGCAUUCCCUGGAUAUGACACACUCUUGAAAGUUGGCUGUAAGCUUGGUGAAUGCAGAAUUAUUUUAUGUGAAUCUGGUGCUAAGCACAGACUCCAAAAGCUGCAGCUCAAUUUUCCAAGUGAUGACGUGUCAUUUGCAUUGAAAGACAGCAAGGAUGUUCCUUGGUUGGCAAAGUAUCUAUAAUUCAAGACUCCGGCAAUACAAACAGAACAGUUUUGGCCUUGGUCUUCAUUACUUUAUUCUAAACUUCUAUUCAUUUACGUUAUUUCCAGAUUGGAAACUCACAAUAUCUUUGUUUCCUUCUCUUAAUUCUAAUAAACACAAGUUUAUCGGGAGAAGGUGUAUCUUGUUUUCUGAGGCAUUGCUAUAUUCCUAUUGGAAACUGUAUGAAACAAACUGAGCAAAAUCUGAGGUGAACUUCUGUUUCUGGACUA